Messenger RNA from Nerophis lumbriciformis (worm pipefish), 3831 nucleotides. Lineage: Eukaryota; Metazoa; Chordata; Actinopteri; Syngnathiformes; Syngnathidae. The record is from RefSeq and is a predicted model, not a curated record.
AUGGAUGUCCUGACUCACAUACUCACAGACCCUCUUGAGCCUAAGGAAGAAGAAGAUGGUCAGAUCACUGAGGAAUGCAUGUUGGGUAGCUGCAGGGUCAGCCUUCCUGAGGAACUACUUGAAGAUCCUGAAAUCUUCUUCUCUGUGAUGAGUGAAAGCACGUGGACUGAAGUGUUGUCAGAUUCCCAACGGCAACAUCUCAGUCAAUUUUUGCCACAAUUCCCUGACAAUAACAGAAAAGAGCAGGACCGUGUCAUAGAUGACCUUUUCAACAACAGAAAUUUUCAUUUUGGAAAUCCUUUACAUCUUGCUCAAAAGUUAUUCAGAGAUGGUUACUUCAAUCCUGAAGUGGUCAAAUACAGACAGCUCUGUGCCAAGUCUCAGCAAAGACGACAGUUGUACUCUCUUCAGCAGUAUUACCACAGGCUGCUCAAACAAAUUCUAGUCUCCCGAAAGGAAUUAUUGGAUUAUGCAGUUGUCAAUGGUCUGGACUUUCCACCAAAGAGAAAGUUACAGACAAGGAAUCAUACUGAAAUACGAGAACAAAAAGUUCAAAGAAGACUGCGGCGCAUUUUAAAGGAGGUUAAAACUGAAUGUGGCGACAGUAAUGCUUCAUCUGAUGAUGACGAUCUGAUGUUGUGGACACCAGCGCCACAAUCGCCUUCGUCCCCAACAACUACUGUGUCACUCAAAGUCGUGCCCAGCCUCUCCACCCAAGACAUGAAGACCAUUGAUAAACUCCAGCUUGGAGAGAAGGACUUGAAGGCCAUGCUACAAAACCAUCGGGAGAAGAGAAAGCGACAACCAGAUCAUCCAGACUUGAUGACUUCAGAUAUCCACCUCAGUGAUAUUCUUACCCGAGCAAAUAUCGGCCGCAAAGCAUCCUUACCGCUUUUUGAGCUGUCUCUGCCGAAGAAAAAAAUCAAAGAGGAACGAAGAAAGAAAAAAAUGAGAACAGUGAAAGUGGAAACCGAGGAUCCCUGUGACGCACUUUCUUCAGAUGUCCAAGCAGCUCCUCUCACAAACAUCAUCAACUCCAUGCCGGACCCACCAUUGACGCCACUGGCCAACAUCAAGGAAGAAAUCUUGGAGGAGCCUCCUUGCAGCCCUGUCGUCAUAGAAGAACUAGCUGUCAGUUUCUUCAGUUUGUUGGAGACCAUCUUGAGGACGGAACACCUCACCAGCACUUCAAUGUUGGAGGAGAAAGUCCAAAUGUGGCAGCUGUCUCCAGCGAGCUCACUCAACGCCUGGUUUUCGUCUGCCUCCUGCUGGUCUGACUUGGUUCUCCAUGCAUUGCAGUUUCUGUCAGGAGAGAGUAAAGAAGGUGUCAUGGCUCUACCCAGUGGCUUCCUGCCAUUUGUGGAAUUUGUCGAUGAAACCCAACAGUGGAAGUGGAUCGGCCCCACUCAUGAUGCAGAGAAGGAUUUAAUUGCGCUCUGUCAACUCUGGCUGGAUUCCAAAGAUUUGGUAGUCAAGACUGAAAUUGAAGAGUUGACCGAGUUAACACCCCCAAUGCCACGAGUUUCAACUGAUUAUGUGGUGAGACCCAGCACUGGAGAUGAGAGGCAGCUUUUCCAAAUUCAGGAGCAGCAGCGAUACAACCAACCCCACAAAGCCUUUACGUUCCGCAUGCAUGGCUUUGAAUCGGUGGUGGGGCCCGUUAAGGGAGUGUUCGAUAAGGAAAUGUCCCUCAAUAAAGCCCGUGAGCAUACGCUGCUGCGUUCCAAUCGCCCGCCAUACGUCACCAUCCUAUCUCUGGUGAGGGACGCAGCGGCCAGGCUACCCAAUGGAGAAGGAACGCGAGCGGAGAUCUGUGAACUGCUAAAGGACUCGCAGUUUCUUGCCCCUGAUGUCACAAGCGCACAGGUAAACACUGUUGUCAGCGGUGCUCUGGAUAGACUGCACUACGAGAAGGAUCCCUGUGUAAAGUAUGAUAUCGGACGCAAACUGUGGAUUUACCUGCACCGCAACCGCAGUCAGGAAGAAUUUGAGAGGAUCCACCAAGCUCAAGCGGCUGCCGCAAAAGCCAGAAAAGCGCUGCAGCAGAAACCCAAACCAGCAUCCAAACCUAAAUCUGGCAACAAAGAUGGAGCCGGAAAAAUAGCUGGAUGUUUGGAAGCAGGACAGGAUAUACCUGUAAAUUGCGGUCCCAUGUCACCGACACCAUCAACACCUACUUCAAACACACCUGGGACUCCAAAGUCGCCCUUGCCCUGCACGGUCCCCGCUUCAACUAAGACCACAGUUCCUGAUGCAAUCAAAUCUAGCCCAGGUGUUCUGCUGGUGUCUCCCCCCUCCUUGCCCCAGAUGGGAUCCAUUUUACCUGCCAGCCAGGCCAGUCCAGCCACAUCGCAGCCCGUCUCAUCCCAACACGCAGCCCGGAUUGUCAGUCACCUGUCAGCGGGCUCCAUCCCUCAGGUGCGGGUAGUUUCCGCUCAGCCUGGUCUGGGUUCCCCACCGGGAAGUCAGCAAGCUGCUUUGGUUCAUCAGAACGCUCAUCAAAUCAGAAUGCCGGUUUCUGUGGCAGCCAAGGGCAUCUCACAGACAGUGGUGUCGGUACCUCUAAGGAGCCAGCCCGGUAGUCCCGUGCAGGUGCCUAACACCCUGUCGGUUUCCACGGUAACUGUGCCCAAACCUCAGAAUGUAUCACCCGGCAGCCCGGCCGGGAACCCAACAUCCCAGCCGGCUAUGCUCCAAGGAGUUGGCGGUCAAAACAUCAAACAGGUAUCCAUAACAGGCCAAUUAGGAGUGAAAUCUCCUGGAGCAGCAGGAAUUCCACUCACUGCCACAAACCUCCGGAUACAAGGUAAAGAUGUUUUGCGUCUCCCACCCUCCUCCAUCACCACGGACGCCAAGGGCCAGACCGUUCUCCGGAUCACGCCGGACAUGAUGGCCACGCUCACCAAAUCUCCCGUGGCGACAGUCAAACUCAGCCCCGAUUUCUUGGGCACGGCAGCCGCUGGCGGUAGCAAGAGCAUAUCGGCCACCCUCCACGUCACGCCUCCUCACCCGUCCGUUUCGGCCGCCGCCUCCUGCACAGGCGAGGUUCCCACCACCAAAACCACACCCAUGGGUUCUACUUUGCUAAAGGCUGGGGGGGACACGGCCAUACGCUUGAUGCCUACUCUGGCUGUCACCGUGGCUGACCAGAAAUCUCGUAGUUUCUCUACCGUAACCUCCCCGGACAAGAGCGGCACUACCAUCCGAAUCAUGCCAGGCCUCGGAGUGAUCCCGCAGAAGCAAGGUCAGGCCAUUGCGAUGACGUCCGGGGGUGGCAAGCCCUCGACCGUCUCCACCUGCGCCAACGUCGUGACCAUGGCCGCCAGCGCGGUGGCAGGCGCGAAGGGCAUGGCGGUGGCUUCGGGGGCCUCAACUUCUCCUCUGAAACUGGGAACGGCCACGGCAACCAUGCGACAAGUGCCUGCCCCUGUGGUCAACACACAGACAGGAAAGUUACCAGCACGCAUUACAGUUCCUCUUUCUGUCCUCAACUCACCUCUAAAGAGCAAAAGUGUGGUGACCACGCCAAUUGUGAAGGGGAGUCUCAACACAAAUAUCGGCAGCUUGGGGAGGAACAUCAUCUUGACCACAAUGCCUGCAGGCACCAAGCUGAUAGCUGGUAACAAACCAGUCAGCUUUGUUACAGCACAGCAGUUCCAGCAGCUGCAGCAGCAAGGACAAGCUACACAGGUUCGCAUUCAGACAGUUCAGGCACAGCAGCUGCAGCAGCACAUGGCGGCAGCUUCCCCGAAACCCGUCUCCACGGUCGUCGUCACAACGGCACCUUCGUCAAAGUGUCCGCCGGAUCAUCCGCCUGUACCUCCUCAGUGA